This is a messenger RNA of Penicillium canariense, 531 nucleotides long. RefSeq lists its product as uncharacterized. Bases 1 to 531 code for a protein of 176 amino acids. The transcript has 3 exons. Lineage: Eukaryota; Fungi; Ascomycota; Eurotiomycetes; Eurotiales; Aspergillaceae. The record is from RefSeq and is a predicted model, not a curated record.
AUGCCUGCAAUGGGGCCAACCUCUGUUCGCCGCAACCUGUUCCACCAGAACCUAAGCCGCCGCCCAGCCUCCACGGGCCCUCCGAAUGGCAACGUGCCGCCGGGCAACAAUGCGCUCUCGAACCGUCCCUCACACUCGCAUCGGUUGAAGCCGACUGGCUCGGACUCAUCGUCGCGCCCCAUCAAGCUGUCAGAGAACAAGGAGAUCGUGGUGCGGGACCAGAACGGUGGCUAUAAGCUUGACGUCCCUGCUCUGCCGAAUGCGCUUGUGGGUGAGGAUGGGGAGGAGCUGGGGGAGCUCGAGGCGGAGGAGUGUGGUGAGACGGCGCUUGAUUCCUCGGAGCUGAGUGGGCGGGAGAAAGAGAAAUUGGAGGCAGCGCUGGUCGAAAUGGUGAUUCGGCAUCGGAAUCGACCGUCCAGCAGUGAACCGGAUGAGAUCUUGAAUAUCGUCCACCAGAGCCUACGCAGGAAGGUCGCAUCGUUGGACGACGACAAGUGGAUGUUCGAGCCUGAAAAAGAGGUGCGCUUCUAG